UUAAUCAUCUCUCUUUUUCAUUUAAACAAACUUCACCUUUAUUAAUCUCUCUCUUCACUUUCUUUAAAAGUUAAAAUAGUUUAUCUCAUCUUUCCUUACAUUAUUAAUUUAGUAACUUCAUCUCUAAUGAAUGGCGUCUUUCUUCUUGUGCUUCCAAAUCCAAUAUGGCUGACUCUCCCCCCCAACGCCAUCUAUCAACUUAACAUAUAACAGUUUAUCUCCACUAAAACACCACUAAUUGCUGUAUUUCCGUGUGAAUAUCGAGUGGAAUCCCUGAAAGAUGUCUAAAGCUCACCCACCAGAGUUGAAGAAGUUCAUGGACAAGAGGAUGAGCCUCAAGCUGAACGGGGGCCGCACCAUCGUGGGCAUUCUCAGAGGAUUCGACCCCUUCAUGAAUGUGGUGAUCGACGAGACGAUAGAGGAGUGCAGAGACGGUUCCCGCAACAAUAUUGGAAUGGUGGUCGUCCGGGGAAACAGCAUCAUCAUGGUGGAGGCACUGGAUAGAAUAUAGAAUACCGCUAUACAUUACCCCAACACGAAGUAAAGCAGGAGAGUUGAAAAGAUUGUUGUUUCUUGGGCAAC
This is a messenger RNA of Phlebotomus argentipes, 582 nucleotides long. RefSeq names its product probable small nuclear ribonucleoprotein G. NCBI's taxonomy places the organism in Eukaryota, Metazoa, Arthropoda, Insecta, Diptera, Psychodidae. The transcript has 3 exons. The record is from RefSeq and is a predicted model, not a curated record. Bases 281 to 511 code for a protein of 76 amino acids. Gene Ontology annotation, cellular component: U2 snRNP; spliceosomal tri-snRNP complex; U4 snRNP. Gene Ontology annotation, molecular function: RNA binding. Gene Ontology annotation, biological process: spliceosomal snRNP assembly; mRNA splicing, via spliceosome.